AAUUAUUAUUAUUAUCAUUAUUAUUAUCAUCGUCGUCAUCAACGUCAUCAUCAUCUUCUUCUUAUUUCUCGUCAAAUUGUAUCGACGGUAUUUAUCGAUGAUCGGGUGUUAACGUGGAAAACAAAUAAAGAAGAAGAAGAAGAAGAAGAAGAGAGAGAGAGAGAGAGAGAGAAAAGAAAUAUAUAUAUAUAUACAUAUUUACACACACACAUACGUAUAAAGAAAGAAUUAAAAGUUAGAAUUAAAGAAGAGUGAACGAAAAAGAAGAAAAAGAAGAAGAAGAAAAAAGAGGAAAGGAGCGAGAAGAAUUUGAUCUACGUCGGAAAGAAAUUCUUUGGUUCUUUUUUUUUUUUUUUUUUUUUUUUUUCCUUUCUUUUUUAUAAAUCUCUCUUCUCCAAAAUUUAAUUGUGUGUAAUUUUAAUUUUGCGCGAGAAAUUUUAAUAAAUCGAAAGAAACGAUUGAUUAGGAUGGAUGUGACGGAUGAUCAUUACGAUUCCGUCGCAGCCGAUAACGUGGAAGGGAGAAAAUUUGAUAAUAUUAAGGAUAAAGAGGAAGGAGAGAAGGAGGAGGAAGAGGAGGAGGUGGAGGAGAAGAAGACAAGUAGAAAGACGAAGAAUGAAGAUGAUGAUGGCUCGUCCACGGUCGAGGAGACCUACGAGGUCACUACUACCAAACGUAAAACCAUCCGUACCAACUAUAAGAUCCAAGAAACUUCAGCAUCAACUAAAACAACCACCAUGACAACAGCAGCCAAGUUAUACGGCAAGGAUUUAAGUGAAUAUGAAGAUGUUGAUGUGGAUGAAUUGCUGGCACAGUUAACGCAGGAAGAAAUCAAUAUACUUGCCAAGGAAGUUGAUCCAGAUGAUAGUUUUAUGCCUCCAUCACAGCGUUGCAGCUAUGAAUGCGACAAGAGUCCAACAGGGCCACUUAACCGAAAGAAACUCAUCGAACACAUUAAUAAACAAGCAUUGGAAACACCGGAUAGACCAGAAUUAAAACCUUAUGUACCUGGAGUUAUUAGAGGAAAAAAGUGGAUCCCACCGUCUCAGGAAAGCGCAAAGGAAAAAGAGGCAGAAGAACAAAUUGCUAUAGAUCUUGGCGAUGAAUAUGAACAAGCAUUAUCUAAUGCGACUCAAGAAGAGAUUAUUGAUCUUGCAGCAAUUCUUGGAUUCCACUCUAUGAUGAAUCAGGAUCAAUAUCAUGCAUCUUUAUUAAAUUCUGGACAGCCUGUGGGAUUGGGCUGGGAUGGAGUGACAAAAGCUAGUCAACCAAAGCCUUAUCCAAUGGAACCACCUAAUGAUACGGACGUUGAUGCAACUAUCAAACAAGUUAGAGAUGAUGAUUCUUCUCUAACUGAAUUAAAUUGGAAUAAUAUUAAAAAUAUCUCGGAUGAGAAAUUUAUUCAAUUAUUUGAAGGAUUGGAAGGAAAUACGCAUCUUGAGUCAUUAAGUUUAACCAAUGUUGGACUUACUGACAAAACGGCGCAAAGGUUGGCAGAAGCCAUGGAAAAGAACUCUACGCUUAGAGUAUUAAACGUCGAGACAAAUUUCAUAAGCCCACCUGUGAUAGUGAGGCUCAUUAGAGCUCUUCUUAAGACCAAAUCGAUCGAAGAAUUCCGAUGUUCCAAUCAGAGAUCACAAGUAUUGGGUAACAAAAUUGAAAUGGAAAUCACACAAUUGGUUGAACAAAAUCCAACGUUAUUACGACUUGGACUUCACUUUGAGUUUAAUGAUGCAAGACAUCGCGUUGCUGCACAUUUACAACGUAACAUCGAUAGGAAUGGGAGCAAUUGUAUGGGGAACAGUGGAGACCAUAUGACGAAAUGCUUCUAAGCCUUUUUAAUCUGCUUCGUAGUCUCACGUAGCGCUUUAUUAGCAAAUCACUAUUCAUCCAAUCAUCCCGCUAUAUUCAUUCAUUAUUUUUCUAGUUAGUGACAUUGAGAGGUAAUUAUGAUAACCCUAGAGUGUGACCGUCCAAUUAUAUAUAUAUAAAAAAAAAAAAAAAAAAAAAAAAAAAAAAGAAAAAAAAAGAAAAAAAAAGAAAACACCUAUCAUUUCUUCUAUCAAGAUUUUCUUCAAACAAUUGAUUCUAAUCAUUUUAUAUCAAAACAUAUUGUACCUAGAUAUUUGUAUAUCUUUAAAAAUCAAACAAAACAGAAAAAG
Messenger RNA from Vespa crabro (European hornet), 2162 nucleotides. It is a transcript of the gene tmod, whose product is annotated as tropomodulin. Gene Ontology annotation, cellular component: myofibril. The coding region runs from base 468 to 1832 and encodes 454 amino acids. Gene Ontology annotation, molecular function: tropomyosin binding. The record is from RefSeq and is a predicted model, not a curated record. NCBI's taxonomy places the organism in Eukaryota, Metazoa, Arthropoda, Insecta, Hymenoptera, Vespidae. Gene Ontology annotation, biological process: myofibril assembly; pointed-end actin filament capping. The transcript is spliced from 9 exons.